AUGGCGCCUUCGGCAAUAGAACUUAGCAGACGCAAACGACAGAGUGACCGAGAGCUCGGUUUUUUCCGUACUCCCACUUUGGAAGAGACGCCACCAAGUAACGCUGAGAGGAUGCUCUGCUCCAUUUGUCAGGGCAUUUUCAAUCAGCCAAACAGACCGCCCAUGCCACAGCCGAAGACCAACGUGAACGAAUCUGGACGGGAGGAAACGGUGUAUUCGUGGGGCGGAGCAGAGUCUAAGGUCACACAUCACCCUACACUGGAAAGCUUUCGGCGGGCCGUCUCCAGCGGAUGUUUUAUUUGUACCAUUGUAAAUAAUCAACCGCACGCGAAAUUGUCACCUGAGAACAUUGAUGAAGCUAGUUGGGAUGCGUCUCGACAAAGUUAUUGGGGAAGCAUAUACCAGAUGCGCCAUAAGUCCGCGGUCGGAUGCGCCGCACGUUCUGGUGUUGCUCAUGCUUAUCGCAUGAUCGUUAAACUUAUUGAGGGUACCGAGGAGGGGAAGCCAGUAUCGCGCGACGCGGCAUUUUUCCUCAUACUUGCUGAUGGAAGGGGACGGGACCUCAAUUUGCCGUCAGAGCAUCGUCUGAAGCAAAUCAAACGCUGGAUUGCGAACUGUCGCAACAAGCACCAAUGGGGGUGUACCACGUACAGGCAGCACAAUUGGUCCCCGCCGCAACGCCUUCUAAAUGUAGGGAACGAUAUGGAAGAUCACAUCAAGCUCGAGAUAGUCAACCGUGAGGACUUCUUUGAUGUCGCUUACGUUACGAUGAGCCAUAGAUGGCUCGAUCCAGCUCCCCCGAGGUUGACGCGCGAAAACCUUGAUGCGAUGAUGCACAACGGCGCCUUGCUGUCGUCUCUUCCUCAGAGUUUUCAAGACUCGGUAUCACUUCUGAGAAGCAUAGGGAUCAGCUAUCUCUGGAUAGACUCUUUGUGCAUCCUGCAAGAUUCUGAGGAAGACUUCCUACAAGAAGCAGAGGCAAUGGGUGAAAUAUAUGCUGGAAGCCUUUUCAACAUUGCUGCAUCUAGCUCGGACAAUUGGAAAGCUGGCCUCAUGCCCGAAUGCAGAGAACAAGAUUUUAUUCCAAUCGUUCACCCUUCAUGGGCCGAAUUGGGCGAGUUUAAUGCCCUCGCCAUCAUACCAAAAAGGUUUGACGCAUCAGAGAUGGCAGUGCUUGGAUCUACACUAUCCAGCCGAGGCUGGAUUCACCAAGAAGUACAGCUUGCCCCAGCUACUCUAUUCUGUACUCGAGAACAGCUGUGGUGGUCAUGUCUAGAAGAUACAUAUUGCGAGGCAUUUCCUGAAGGCUUUCAAGAUGUAUUUGAGGCUGACGAGUAUGAAGGGUAUCAGCUUGGGGCGAUACGAACGCUAAUAGUACCGGAGUUGGCACGUCCUAGCUUAUUCAAGCAGGGCAAGCUCUGGGUCGAAGAGAAUGAGAAUUGUGUGGUCUCGCGUCGGUUCCUAAAUAUGUGGAUGAAUCUUAUCGCCUCCUACUCUGCCUCACUGACGACGAAGCCCGAUGACAGAUUAGUUGCCAUUGGCGGUAUGGUCAAGCUUCUGCAACAGUGGAUGGGACACAGCGUCGAACAGUUUCAACAAUCUUAUCACUCCGGCAUGUGGCUACAUGGCCUUUUUGCGCAGUUAACUUGGUUCAGCAAUCCACAGGGUCCGGUCCGCCAGUCACACAAGAGAUGGCAAGGUAGCUACAUUAUCCCUUCAUGGUCAUGGGCCAGUGUACAAGGGCCAGUGUCCUUUUCCGAUCUGCCGGCAGAUUAUGAGGGAUGGAUCCAGCCAGACAAGACCAACGUGACAGCACUAUUAGCAACGGAAGUGUCGUCAUUCCCAAGUUCAGGUAUCGACUCCUUAGGACGUGCACAUCAUUUGGAUGCUUGCAUUUUGAAGUUGUCCGGGACGACUUUACCGAUCUUUUUUGAAGCAGAAGAAGACCCCGAAAUGCGAUAUUCAUGGCCCGGAUUCUGCGCAUUGACGGCGACCGAUAAACUAUAUGUGCAAUUCCGAUUUGAUAUCGAAGAAGAUCUAUACACUGCCAAAGACGGAACGAGGUGUGUCGUCGCGAUGCCUUUGAUCCUGCGUCGACACGAACGCUUUCCUCACGUGACCGGGCUUCUGUUGCAACAACUAGACGCUGAGUCGUCAUCAUAUUGUCGAUGUGGAAUGUUCGAAUCUAUUACCUGGCGUUUUGUUGGGGAGGCUCUGGUUAGGGCGAUAGUUCCGGGCGAUCAAGCAGCACCUUUACUUCACAAGAAUAUGAGCACCGGAAUACUUGCAGCCGACAUCCAGAAGAUCAGGAGUGCAGUUUUGCUGACCGGGCGAUGCUCGUCUAUAUCAUUCCCAAACCUCCGAAUGCUGGUUGGCGGUCACUUAAAUGGACUUCGCCAACCAGCGCCCCUGGCGCAUGGCAGCCGAAAGUUCAAGCAAGUCUUGACGGAUGAAAUUAGGAUGCUCGCUACAACAUUUUUAUCCCCCAUCCUUGGGUGGCUCGCCUGCGUGGCCGCAGCUUCGCCAGCCGACGCGUCGCACCAGACACGAGAGGCCGACCCGUUGAUAACAAGGGCAAAUGCGACAGUUCCUUUGCGUAUCAUGCCCAUAGGGGCUUCCGUGACUUUUGGUGUUGGUUCCACCACGGGAAAUAGUUAUCGGAAGGAUUUGCAAGACCUGCUCGUGGCGCAAGGCUCGACUGUGACCUACGUGGGAACGCACAAAAACGGAAACUUUGCCAACAACGAAUGCCAGGCUGUGUCAGGGUUCGUUAUCCGGCAGAUCGCUGAGGCGGCUGCCACGGCCGUUCCUGCUGGCUACGUCAAGAUGGCCAACAUUUGGAUGACCGCUAUACAGAAGGUGGAGAGCGAGGGGCUUGUGGCUGCUGCAAGCAGCAAUGGUCUCCAAGCCAAUGGCAAUGCCUCAACAUCAACUGCCGGGGGCCGGCAAGGUGGAGGCAAUCGCAAUGGUACAUCUACUGGCAAAGGUCAGAAUGGGACGUCUAGCACCGGGCCAGUGAGCGUCUCCAAGUCGAACGUAGGCUACAGCAUCUCACUAUGGUUGGGAUUCAUGCCAUUGCUUACUGGUCUCGUUGGGAGUUUGUGA
Molecule: messenger RNA, 3105 nt
Organism: Neoarthrinium moseri
Lineage: Eukaryota; Fungi; Ascomycota; Sordariomycetes; Amphisphaeriales; Apiosporaceae
Exons: 5
Coding region: 1-3105 (1034 amino acids)
Source: RefSeq, a predicted model, not a curated record